Molecule: messenger RNA, 3095 nt
Organism: Linum tenue
Lineage: Eukaryota; Viridiplantae; Streptophyta; Magnoliopsida; Malpighiales; Linaceae
Source: the annotation of a GenBank genome assembly
UUUAUAUCACGAUAGCGUCAACGGAGCAAAACCUCCGCCAGAAUCAUUUCGUAGAACCCUGAAAAACUGCAACUCCCCACCCCCAUUCCCCGUCACUUCCAGCCGAAGGAACCCCUAAUUACGCAAACCCUUAACAGCCAAUUACCUCUCCCAAUUGGAAGAUUCACUCGGCGGAGAACUGCAUGUCUCAGGAUGAGACGAUGUCUUGUACUUCGUAUGUUUUUAAUGGUGAUGCUGUCGCCGUUGAUACGCUGCAUCUCCAGCUCAGCCGUCCCCCGGACGUUUCUCUCCGAUCAGAGUAGCCGGGCAUCCAGCCCUUUCAAAUCCCUUCUCCCCCCAAUCCCCAAGCGUGAAGUUGCAGUGGUGGCUGCUUUGGAUGGAACUGUUUACUUGGUUGAUGCUAGCUCAGGGAAGAUUCGCUGGUCCUUCCCUACUGGAUCGCCUAUAUAUUCUUCUUAUCAGGCUGCACUUGAUAAUGACGAUGAUGGGCUUAACGCUUCUAAAUUGAGCGACGACUUAUAUUACGUCGACUGUGGGGAUGAUUGGGACCUCUACCUGCAUAGCAAGCACCUUGGUAAACUGCAAAAACUGUCUCUAAGUGCUGAUGAGUACAUCAGGAGGACACCACACAUAUCAGAGGAUGGCGAGAUUACAUUGGGGAAUAAAAGACUACUGCAUUUCUUGUUGAUGCCAAGACUGGAAGGGUAGUUCGCUCUUUUGCACUGGAUAACUCUCCUAAUGGGGGAUUUCAGAGUGCUGAAGAAAAUGCCCUUCGUUUGGUGAAUGGCCCUGAAGAGUUGGUGGAAGCAGGUGUUACUGACUUGGGAACUUUUGAGAAUCUGGUUUACAUUACAAGGACUGAUUAUGUGUUGCAGCACUACUCGCCAAACUCCAGUAAAGUCUUGUGGAACGUGGCAUUUGCAGAGAUUGAGGCUGAGUUUCGAUGUCAAGAUGGUAGGAGUUUCUUCGAUGGGAUGUCUCCUGAUGCAAAUGUGGGAAGAAAUGAAAUUGAAUGGCAAUUUCCUUGUCAAGUGAAGACUGCUGCCAUGCGCAUUCGGGAGCAGAAUGUGCUGCCAUAUGAGAAACUAGCAAUUAGUCAUCUCCAAUAUGGAGGCAUAGCUCAGUUCUUACCUACCAAGGAUCAGCUUCCUGCUUUAGGGCCUGUUUACAGACUUCCAGCAGCUCUUCCCACUAAUGCAGGCAGAACUACUCUUGCUUUGCCUUCAUCUGAUAUCUUGAAUGGGGAUCCCCUUGUAGCAAAAUAUAGUACCAGUUGGCCUUCCGAAAUAGCAGCCAAGUCUCACAUGUGGUCUAGCGUAGUCACUAUUCUCUCCAUUAUUGGUGUCAUCAUCUAUAAUUAUAUAGCGGGUAGGAAACGGAGCAAGCUGGGUAAACCAGUAGAAGAACGUAAAACACAUUCUGGAAUGCCCAAAAAGAAGAAAAAUAAGAGAGCAGGAGCAGGAAACAACAAGAACCAUUCCUCAAAGACAAAUGUCUCUCAGGGCGGUAAUGUUGGAGGCACUGAUGAAACUGAGGAUGGUGAAGGAAAUAAUAGAAAGAUACCACAAAGUCUUAUGGAUAUUAUUGGUCAUGUAGAUGGACGUAGAAUUGGCAGGUUAUUGGUUUCAAGCAAAGAAAUUGCCAAGGGUAGUAAUGGAACGGUGGUGCUUGAGGGGAUUUAUGAUGGCCGUCCUGUAGCUGUUAAACGCCUUGUGCAGACACACCAUGAUGUUGCUAUCAAAGAGAUUCAGAAUCUUAUUGCUUCUGAUCAGCAUUCCAACAUUGUUAGAUGGUACGGUGUGGAGCAUGAUCAAGAUUUUAUUUAUCUUGCUCUGGAGCGUUGCCGAUGCAGCUUGAGUGACUUCGUCUAUGUGCACUCUGGUACAUUUCAAAGCCAAAUGAAUCCUGAAGGACAAGAGCCUGGCAGUUUGCCCGAGUCUACCACUAGGAUAUGUACAAUCCUGCAGCAGAAUAAGAACGUUGAGCUGUGGAAGUCAAAGGGUUACCCUUCUCCCCUUUUGUUAAAACUGAUGAGGGACAUAGUUUCUGGCCUUGCUCAUUUGCAUGAACUUGGGAUAAUUCAUCGGGACUUGAAGCCCCAGAAUGUCUUGAUAAUCAGCGAAAAAUCAUAUUGUGCUAAACUUUCGGAUAUGGGUAUUAGCAAGCGCCUUCUUGGAGACAUGUCUUCCUUAACUCAUCAUGCAACUGGCUAUGGAAGUUCAGGCUGGCAAGCUCCUGAGCAACUUCUCCAAGGGCGGCAAACACGUGCAGUAGACUUAUUUAGUUUAGGCUGUGUUCUAUUCUUCUGCAUUACUGGGGGUAAGCACCCGUUCGGGACAGCAUUGAACGAGAUGUAAAUAUUGUGAAUGAUAAGAAAGACUUAUUCUUGAUAGAGAACAUACCGGAAGCCGUCGACCUUUUCACUUCCCUCCUGGAUCCCAACCCUGAUAAGAGACCAAAGGCCGAAGAAGUUGCGAUUCAUCCCUUUUUUUGGCCACCAGAGAAGAGACUCACAUUCCUUCAGGAUGUGAGCGAUCGUGUUGAACUGGAAGACAGAGAAACUGAGUCAGACCUCCUUACUGCGUUAGAGAGCAUCGGAGCUACAGCAUUAGAUGGGAAAUGGGAUGAGAAGAUGGAAGCCGCUUUCCUGAACAAUAUCGGCCGUUACAGGAAGUACAAGUUUGAUAGCGUUCGAGACUUGCUCCGUGUCAUACGCAACAAGUCCCAUCACUACAGAGAGCUUCCUAAGGAGAUCCAGGAGCUGCUUGGGUCGCACCCUGAAGGUUUUGAGAGCUACUUCUCUAAUCGGUUCCCGAACCUCCUGAUCGAGGUGUACAAAGUGAUAUGCAGCCAUUGCUCAGAGGAGGAAUUCUUCUGGAAGUACUUGCAGCAGACUAAUGUAAUUUAACCAAUAGAGCAGUUGUAGAAAACGCUAAUUGUAAUGCAUGGCAAUAUGGCAUGAGCCAUCUGUUGUACACAAGAACCAGUGAGCGUUUACAAAUAAAAGUUCAGUCUUCCAUUUUUAGAGCAGGAUCAUGCGACUAUAUGAAUAUGACCAUGUGGAUAAAGUGAUUACUGGUUUUACGAUAGGGAUG